Messenger RNA from Dendroctonus ponderosae (mountain pine beetle), 1383 nucleotides. RefSeq names its product glutamine synthetase 2 cytoplasmic. The record is from RefSeq and is a predicted model, not a curated record. The coding region runs from base 111 to 1271 and encodes 386 amino acids. The transcript is spliced from 7 exons. Gene Ontology annotation, cellular component: cytoplasm. Gene Ontology annotation, molecular function: glutamine synthetase activity. Lineage: Eukaryota; Metazoa; Arthropoda; Insecta; Coleoptera; Curculionidae.
GUCAACUAACGUUUGAUGCUUAAUUCAAAUAAUUCGUCAAAUUGACAAACCGGGUGUUGCACUAAGAUAUUAGGCAUUCAAAUUGCCUUUAAACAGUUUUAAAAUAGAAGAUGAAUUUCCUAACAAAAAUUGUUUUGAAAAAUAAUCGCUUUUCUAAACAAUUUAGCUUGCGAUGGAUUCGAGAGCUCAGCUCUGAAAAUACUGUAUUUGAAAAGCAAACUGAUUAUAAUUCAUUGCAAUUGCCAAAGAACAAAUGUAUGGCCACAUAUAUUUGGAUUGAUGGAACUGGUGAAAACGUAAGAUCGAAGACCAGAACAAUGGAUUCAAUACCAACUAAUCCAAAAGAACUGCCAAUAUGGAGCUAUGAUGGCAGCUCAACCUAUCAAUCUCUGGGUUCCAACUCAGAUACGUACCUCCUUCCGGUUGCGGUAUAUAACGAUCCGUUUACAAAAGGAGAUCAUAAACUAGUAAUGUGCGACACCUAUAAAUACGACAAAACUCCCACGGAUUCCAAUAAAAGAUUUUGCUGCAUGAAAGCAUUAGCGCAGGUAAAAGAUGUGGUGCCAUGGUUUGGAAUCGAGCAAGAGUACGCGUUGAUGGAUUUGGACAAUCGGCCUUUCGGGUGGCCUAAGCAAGGGUUUCCUGCACCUCAGGGGCCGUUUUAUUGUGCUGUUGGAGCAAAUAAAGUGAUCGGAAGAGCCAUAGUGGAGGCCCAUUAUAGAGCCUGUUUGUAUGCGGGACUUACAAUUUCCGGAACCAAUGCAGAAGUAUUACUUUCUCAAUGGGAGUACCAAAUUGGCCCAUGUGAAGGAGUUGGCGCUGCAGACGAACUGUGGAUGUCCAGAUAUAUCUUACAUAGAGUAGCAGAAGAUUUUGGUGUAGUGGUAUCUCUGGAUCCAAAACCGGUGGAAGGAAACUGGAACGGCUCAGGAGCUCACGUGAACUUCUCCACAAAAGCUAUGAGGGAAGAUGGUGGAAUUAAAGAAAUUGAAAAAGCCAUCGAAAAACUGAGCAAGCACCAUAUGAGACACAUUGAGGCCUACGAUCCGAAAGGAGGCAAAGACAAUGAAAGAAGGCUGACUGGGAGGCACGAAACUUCAGACAUUUACACCUUUUCAGCGGGCGUGGCUAAUCGAGGAGCAAGCGUGAGAAUCCCAAGAGGUGUAGCUGAAGACGGAAAAGGUUAUUUAGAAGAUAGAAGGCCAUCUUCAAAUUGCGACCCAUAUUCAGUGCUCGAUGUUAUGGUACGAACCUGCCUUUUGUGCGAAUAGUUAGACUGAAAAAUAUUUUUUAUGACAUUUGAAUUUAUGAAAUUAUGUAACAAUUAAUAUGGAUGUUACUGCUUAUUAAACACUCAUUAGCAAGAUAUGCUUCUGAAACUAG